Molecule: messenger RNA, 2456 nt
Organism: Penicillium brasilianum
Lineage: Eukaryota; Fungi; Ascomycota; Eurotiomycetes; Eurotiales; Aspergillaceae
Source: the annotation of a GenBank genome assembly
CUGGAAGAUCUCCGAUGACUAGAAAAAACCCAUAGCUAAUCCUACUUAAGCAUUCCCUACCAACUAUUGUUCAACAAUCAUACUGUCUAGUCUCACCACCUCAUUCCCCUGCCCCCAUCUCUUCCCAAUCUCGAUCCCCCAUCCCUCCUAGCUCUCUCAUCCCCCACCGAUGGUCUCAUCGCUCAAACCCCUCCCUCUCAAUCGACUCCCCCGCUCGGGACUGCGUCACCGCUGCUCACCAAUCACCUCCCCAAGACGAUCAGCUCAUCGGUGUCGGUGUGGCUGUCAACCAUCCGCCAAUCGUAACUGUACCUGUUUCUGCUGCGCGCAUUCUCCCUUUUCAACCACUGCCGCCCGCAAUUCAAUUCCUACCCAAGCUCCAGCUCGGGCUUCAACUUCAACUUGGAGAGUAACUGCGUCUACCUGGACCCGAACAUCACAAACCCAUUCUCCAGCACGCUUUCUAUCCAACUGCCUAUCUACACGGGCAUUCUCUACUGCAAAUCUACCAAGACUACGACCGAGUUUAAUACCAACCCCACCCCUCUAUUACUCCCAAGCUCGCCGCUUUGCAACCAUGGCCCGGGAAUACAAGCUCAAAGGCCUAGCCUCCCUUGCGGAUGUCGCGUCCUUUGACAAGAUCGAGUGUGAGGUCGAGGGCGUACCUGAUGGCAAGGUCCUUGUCGUGAAAUACGAUGGUCAGGUCCAUGCGCUCAGCCCGAAGUGUACACAUUACGGGGCGCCGCUGAAGCUUGGCGUUGUUGUACCGGAUGGCCGGAUUACAUGUCCCUGGCACGGUGCAUGCUUCAAUAUUAGCACUGGCGAUGUUGAGGAUGCACCUGCUCUGAAUGCACUCCAGAAAUUCGACGUUUUCGAGCGCGAUGGUGCCGUAUACAUCCGCGGCACGGAGGCAGAUAUCAAAUUUGGACAGCGGAACCCCGUGAUUAAAUGCUCUGCCUCCAGUGCCGAAGAGAAGGUCGUGGUUGUCGGCGGAGGAAGCGGCACAAUUGGUCUCGUCCAGGCCCUGCGCGAACUCAAAUACCCCGGCAGCAUCACAAUCAUCUCCAAAGAACCCGAAAUCGUCAUUGACCGUACCAAGCUUUCCAAAGCUUUGAUCGCCGACCCAGCCAAGAUCCUCUGGCGUCCCCGCGAGUGGUUCACCGAGGCUGGCAUCGACAUCGUCAAUGACGAAGUCACCUCCGUCGACUUUUCCGGUAAAUCCGUCAAAACGGCCUCCGGCUCGACGAUCUCCUACACAAACCUCGUCCUCGCAACGGGCGGCCAGCCACGUAGCCUGCCCCUCCCGGGAUUCCGCGCCAAUGAACUCUCGAACAUCUUCACUCUGCGCUAUGUAUCAGACGUCAAGGCCAUCCUAGCCGCAGCCAGUGGCUCGAAGAAAAACAUCGUCGUCAUCGGCUCCUCCUUCAUCGGCAUGGAAGUCGGCAACGCGCUAGCCAAAGAUCACUCCGUGACAAUCGUAGGCAUGGAAUCCGCGCCCAUGGAGCGAGUCCUCGGUACAGAAAUUGGCUCCGUGCUCCAAAAGAACCUCGAGAAGAACGGCGUCUCUUUCAAACUCUCCGCCGGCGUGGAAAAAGCCACUCCCUCCGAAUCAAACGAUUCCUCCGUCGGCGCCGUCCAUCUGAAAGACGGCACCGUUCUCCCAGCAGACCUCGUCGUCCUGGGUGUCGGCGUCCGCCCAGCAACCGAUUACCUCCGCGAUAACUCCGCAGUCACCCUCCAAAAGGACGGCUCCGUCGAAACAAACGUCCACUUCGCCGUCCCAGAUCUCGACGGUGUCUUUGCCAUCGGCGAUAUCGCAACGUACCCCUACAACGGACCGGGCGGCGAGGGUAAACCCGUUCGCAUCGAGCACUGGAACGUCGCGCAGAAUAUGGGUCGUGGAGUCGCUCGUGCCAUUGUACAUGCUAGACGCUCGCCGCUGGCCUCGUUGCCUGCUAGAUCGUUUAUCCCGAUUUUCUGGUCUGCCGUUGGUGCGCAGAUGCGGUACUGUGGAAACACGGUCCAUGGGUAUGACGAUGUUGUUAUUAAGGGACAGCUGGCGGAGGCCAAGUUUGUGGGGUAUUAUACCAAGGGGGAGACAGUCGUUGCUGUUGUCACUAUGGGGAUGGAUCCGGUUAUGGCUAAGGCGGCGGAGUUGAUGAGGAGGGGACAUAUGCCUGGGAAGAAGGCUAUUGUUGAUGGGGUUGAUUUAUUGAGUGUCGAUGUUUGAGAGAGGGGGAAUGGAUGCCACGGUUUAUAUUAGGGGAGAGGGUUAAAGUGAAUGAUCGAGCUAUAGUCAAGCAUACGAAACAGGACUCGGCUUUAAUACUUAACCCCCACGCCGGCCAUUUAGUAUAGCAGUAUGGUGAGUAACUACAUGCGAAUCCUGGCUAUUGUAAGUUUUUGUUUUAGAUCUGAAUCGAACGUCAGUCAUUUAGUACACUCUCUUCUCAAUC